AUGGGAGUGAAGGUUGAUGGUCGGCAGCUACACCAUUUGCACAUUGCUGAUGGCAUCGUACUGAUAAAACCUAGCAUCAGCCAAGCGGAACGAAUGCUGACCGAAUUCGACGAAACAUGUGGAUGCAUCGGCCUUCAGCUGAAUCUACAAAAGACGAUGUUCAUGCGGGACGGAUGGGUCUCGGAUGCCCCAUUCACGCUCAACGGAACGAUACCUAUAGAAGGGGGUGCAGCGGGUCCACCGACGCCAGAUACCUAUAGAAGGAGCUGCGACGGGUCCGCCGGCGUCAGAUACCUAUUGAAAAGAGUGCGACGGGUCCAUCGACGCCAGAUACCUAUCGAUGGGGGUGCGACGGGUCCACCGGCGUCGGAUUGGUGCGCCGGCGCCAGAUAG
Molecule: messenger RNA, 393 nt
Organism: Necator americanus (New World hookworm)
Lineage: Eukaryota; Metazoa; Nematoda; Chromadorea; Rhabditida; Ancylostomatidae
Exons: 1
Coding region: 1-393 (130 amino acids)
Source: RefSeq, a predicted model, not a curated record